Messenger RNA from Pseudoliparis swirei, 2455 nucleotides. RefSeq names its product transmembrane protein 200A (gene tmem200a). Lineage: Eukaryota; Metazoa; Chordata; Actinopteri; Perciformes; Liparidae. The transcript is spliced from 6 exons. Bases 590 to 2209 code for a protein of 539 amino acids. The record is from RefSeq and is a predicted model, not a curated record.
CUCCCGGCAUUACAACAAAAAAAACACGCGCAACUCUCCGGUUCACUCUGAUCGACGUUGUUCUUGAAACGCAACUAGUACUGAGGGUUUCAGACCGGAGUUGUGUCUUUCUUUCCUCUUUCGGAAAUCAAGUUCCUGGACGCGGAUAUCGGGGGGAGUGAGACUUUUACGCGUGACAGUCAAACACCGCCAGGAGGGAGUUCACGUCAGAGUUCACGUCUUUUCCACCACUGAGACGAGGGAUAUUUUGUUCUAUAUUUGUACCUUCCUCCCUCCCCCUAAGAGCGUUAACGACUUUAAACAGGAGGAGUAUCUUUUUUAAGGAUUUCCAAAAGGAGCGCCCUCAUUGUCCCGAGCGCACGUUCAGACCACGACUCAGACCCGCAGAGCCGGAUCGGACUGUGCCGAACCGCCUCCUGUCACCUGAAUGUUCUCCUCCAUGGCUUGUGAGGGGAAGUAGCCUCCCGGAGUGGGAGAUGGCUCUUUACUUCCCCCCAGGUUACAGCCUCGCCCCCCUCCAUGUGUUGAAGGCGCAGUGGCUGUGAACCGCUCGGCUCUUCGCUAAAGAGAUAUUGCAUGCACCUUUUUAAUGUUAAGUAUGACUGCAGCAGCAGGUGUGCUGACGGGCUUGGCGAAGCUCAAACGCCAAGACUCCGCCCGCUCUCAGCACCGGUCCUCAUCGGCGGCGCCGGGCCUGGGCAGCACCCCGGAAGCUGCUCCCAGGAAGCGUAAGCGGCGCACCGACGUCGUGGUGGUGCGCGGCAGGCUCCGCCUCAACUCCGCCUCCGGGUUCUUCGUCUUCCUGGGAUUGAUCGUCCUGGCGGUGGGGAUCUGCAUGGCGACGCUGGGUUACUGGCCGCACGGUGAAACCGUGAGCUCGGCCCGAUCGCCGAGCUCACCUAAAACAUUUGGAGAUAGCGCUGAGACGGCCGCGAGGGAUGAGAACGCCACUAGGGACGAGGACGCCGCGAACUCCAGCACGAGUCACGACGUGCGAGGUACCUCCUCCAGGCAGACAGGUGGCGCCCUGACGCGGUUCCUGGAACAGCAUCGUCACUCGGCGAGGAUGAAGAUGUUCGGGCCCUUCACCAUGGGCAUCGGGAUCUUCAUCUUCAUCUGCGCCAAUGCCAUUCUUCACGAAAACAGAGACCGAGAAACUAAGAUUAUCCACAUGCGAGACAUGUACUCCACCGUCAUCGACAUCCACCGCCUCAGGCAGCGGGAGCAGAAGCACCACCGUCACCGCGACGGCGCCAGAGAAGUCGGCGAUCGGUUCGCCAGCAACUCCCUCCUGGCGUUCUCCUCCCGGGCCGGAGGCGAAGGCUCCGUCGAAGAGGAGGAGGUGCUGUUGGGGGACGAGGAGUUUCGCCGACACGGGGGUCACCAGGCCCGGUUGGAUUGCAGCUUCGCGGGGCUGCUGGCGCCGCUCUACAAGGACCGUCCCUUCAGGCCGGCCCGCUCGGACUCGGCGCGGCGCCAGUGGUCGGUGGACGGCGACGGCGAGAGGGGAGGGCACCACGCGCGCUCCAUCGUCUCCUCCUCCCUCUCCGCGUUCACCCUCCCCGUGAUUAAAAUCAACAACUGCGUGAUCGACGAGCCCGAGAUGGAGGCGAUCACCGAGGAGGAGCGCGGAGGGGAGAGGUCGCGGCCCCCGGCCUCCGUGGAGUCUCUGGUGGUCCCCGCGGCGACCGUGGCCAAGGCCUCCAAACCGCCGGGCUUACACCGGAGUCACUCCGCCUCCUCCUCCUCCCACUGCUCCUCCGUCUCCUCUUGCUCCCUCUCCCCGGCGCCCUCCUCUACCUCGGGCUGCUGGCUCUCCCCCGGGGCGGCGAGGAGCGACUUCGGCUCCAACUCCUCGCUGCACAUGCCCGGCGGCCACUCGAAAUCCCUGGACCUGGAGCGAGGAGCGAGCGCGCCCGGCGUGCACCCGGAGCAGCAGCGGAAGCACCCCAGCUGGCCCCGCCUCGACCGUAGCAACAGCGGCCGUAGCAACAGCGGCAUCCUGGGCGGCGGCGGCGGCAAAGGCUACGCGCGGCUGGAGGACAGGGAGGAGCGCGGCGAGCGGCCGGCGGACGCGUCGGCGAGGCGCGACUACAGCCGGCGGGAGAAGCUGCUGAUGAUCUCGAGGUCGCACAACAAUCUGAGCUUUGAGCGCGGCGAGUUCAACAGCAGCGCGAUGAAGAGGGGCAGCUCCGAGACGCGCUUCUGAAGGGCGGUGAACUCGUCCUGUUCUGUAAAUUCCUCCCCGGGACCGUGCGAGCACAGCGGCGAGGAACGGAAAAUCAAACGGCGAGGGUUUCGAAGACUCUUUCCGUGAGAAGGAGAGCGGUCAGCGAUGGACCGCCUCGCACAGGUUCGGGCCCGAGUGCCGACUGUAGGUGCAUACAUGCUGUAUCUGACCCUGACCUGUGACCUCUGCUACAGGGAUCAAUCAAAAAUAAAUCACAUGACAACA